This is a messenger RNA of Arabis nemorensis, 900 nucleotides long. Lineage: Eukaryota; Viridiplantae; Streptophyta; Magnoliopsida; Brassicales; Brassicaceae. The record is from the annotation of a GenBank genome assembly.
AUGAAUGUUUCUGGAAACAAAUUUUCUCAGGAAUCUAAAGAACGUGAGAGAUGUGAGGAACUUGCAAAGUCUUCGUCGUUUUACCGGAAAGUUUACUCGGAGAUAGAGGAAAUUGGAUGGGAACCGUUAAGGAGAUUAGGUGGAGAUUUAUCGUUUUUCAGCUUUCACAUUUUAGAUAAGAAGCGAAGAGCACACAUUUUAGAAAUUCAACUUGAUAGAGACUAUCCUCAAUCCCCACCUUCUGUUUCCGCGGAUGUGCCAUAUAUGUUUACUCUAGAAUGGUCAACAAGCUCAGGAUUGAAGGAUGUGAUGUACCAAUUCCAAAAGCAUCUGGACAAUCUUCAAGAAUUUUGGUCUGUCUUGGAUGAUAUCGACAAAUCACUUUGUGUUGUUGAUACUAAGCAACCGUCUCGUGCUUCUCCUGUCCGUCGGAUUCAUGCUGGAAAUGAUUGCAUCGUCAUUGUUCAUAUCAACUUCGAUGACCCUAAUUCCCUACCAGAGUGCCGGUUUAUUGGUCCUGUGCAUAUGAACAACUUAUAUAUGAUAUGGAGAAGAAAUAACAAAAAAUGGUCAAAGGAAAAAUCAUUCCCUGAGAACCUCGAAUGUAUUUUAGGUAUGGAGCUUCCAAAGCCUAUGAAUCUCCAAGCAGAAGACGAUCAUCAACAAAUUGAAUGCGGAAUUUGCUAUGCGCAGUUUCUACCCACCGAUGAGGAACUCGGAGCUAGAAGUGGGACACGAACAGACUACACCUGCGAAAACAUCAGCUGCAACAAGUCUUUCCACAGCCUUUGCCUCACAGACUGGUUAAGGUCUAUCACAACGAGACAGUCAUUUGAUGUUCUGUUUGGGAACUGCCCUUAUUGUUCAGACCCAGUCGCAGUCAAAAUCAACAACAAAUAG